AUGCCGAAGAACAAGGGAAAGGGAGGCAAGAACCGGAAGCGGGGCAAGAACGAGGCGGACGACGAGAAGCGGGAGCUGGUGUUCAAGGAGGACGGGCAGGAGUACGCGCAGGUGACGCGGAUGCUGGGCAACGGCCGCUGCGAGGCGCUCUGCAUCGACGGCACCAAGCGACUCUGCCACAUCCGGGGCAAGAUGCACAAGAAGGUGUGGAUCGCCGCCGGGGACAUCGUCCUCGUCGGCCUGCGCGACUACCAGGACGACAAGGCCGACGUCAUCCUCAAGUACAUGAACGACGAGGCCCGCCUGCUCAAGGCCUAUGGCGAGAUCCCCGACAACGUCAGGCUCAACGAGGGCGUCGUUGACGAGGAGGACGCCGGCGCGCAGGAUGACUAUAUACAGUUCGAGGACGAGGACAUCGACAAGAUCUGA
Messenger RNA from Miscanthus lutarioriparius, 429 nucleotides. The record is from the annotation of a GenBank genome assembly. Lineage: Eukaryota; Viridiplantae; Streptophyta; Magnoliopsida; Poales; Poaceae.